AUGAUGGUUUUGAAUGCGAUUAAAUUCGGUGAGCGGCCUGUCUGGCGGUCAACAUCCGACACCAUCAACAGCAAGGUGUUCAUUGCAAUUGUCAAGGAUGCUUUCGGCUACAACGGCAUGAGUCGGCGCCGAAUGGAUACUGUAAUUUUGCAGGACAAUGCACCGGUCCACCGCUCUAAAGAGGUACGAAUUCGAUGCCGCCGCUUGCAAAUAUAAUCUAACAUUUUAGACAACAACCACGCUCUCCGCAAUUGGCCUCCAAUCCAUUUUCAUCCCGGCCAACAGUCCCGAUCUGAAUCCUAUCGAAAAUCUUUUUGGAAUAGUCAAAAGAAAUUGGCACAAAGCUAAGAGGACUCUUUCAAUGCAGGAAAAAUUGGAUUUCAUACUCAAAAAUUACAUUUUACAAUCCAUCAUAGAUAACCUUGUCAUGUCUAUGCCGGACAGACUUUCUGCUGUUAUUAAUUCGAAUGGACAAUCUACAAAGUACUAAUUUUUUGUAUCUGUUUCUGUCCUUAAUUAUUUUUGACCUUUUAUGCGCCCUCCUCCUUUAUACGUCCUCAUACGUGGCCUUUAUAAACCUGGUUGUAAUAUAGGCGUUUCUCGAAAAUGUGACUUUUGUCGAAAAUUAUUUAUUUUUAUCUCAGCAAAUAAUAUUUUCUUAACCAAACUUUGCUUUAUUUCUUUGACACAUCGUUUAUUUUCCGCUAUCAGACUUUGGGAGCCGUAGUGUUUACCGAUUUUGCGUUAAAGUCGUUAACCUGUGUUAAUUCGUGACAUUUCAUGAGUUAGCACAGGUACUGUAGGUCGUAGUACAGCAUGGAUUGCCAUGCAUAAAUUAAGGAGCUAAAUGCACGUUUGACAACAAAUAAUUUGAGCCUCAUCAAAUCCAAAACAACGGUUGAUUGUGAACCCCAAAUCCUAGCCCACAAGGGAAACCAACCAAUCUAGUGCGUCUGUUGAGAGCCACAUGAGUAUUUAAAGCGUUCGGAUUCAAUGCUGCACUUACUGGCGUUGUGUUCUUUGGGGUGAGUUUGUGGAGCUGGUGAUAAAGGAUGUGCUUGCGUUUCGUUUAUACGUGGGCGGCUACAUGCUGUCUACAGAAUAAAAGAUGUAUCUGGUCAUUUACGCAAAAUAUAUUAUGGCAAUUUCAGAGAUUCUGGAGGUUACAAUGGAAAAGGUAUUACCUGGCGCAUUGCUCUUCGCUUUCAUUUGCCUCAGUGGUGCGUUUCGGUUCAUUUUGACUAUUACUGAUUUGUCAGCGUUCAUUUUAAAAUAAUUUUAUAUAUUAACCAAAUUCUCUUUGAGGUUUUCGCCAGUGAGUACACCACUGUUGGCGGAAAUGUAACCAAUAGAACAGAACUCACGUACACCACUAUAUCCUCUGAUAUGCCAUCAGGAAAUGCCACAGAAACAAACACAACGGCCUCUUUAGACGAUGCUGCAAUGAAUGUUACGGCACCUACGAAUAGCAAGAACACCUCAACUAAUGACACGAGCAAUGGCACAUCUGGCUAUUUGACGGGUACUGUUACUAGCCAAUUGUUAAUUGGUCACGGUAGGAACUAGUUAGUACAAAGUCUCUCGUAACAUUCUUGUGUCUUCCUAGUAGGUAAACGUCGGGACUUUUAGACAGACAGUAGCCGCCAUCUUUCAUGAAAUGUUAACCGAAAUUUCGAGAUGUGUUUUCGAUUAAAAAGUACAUAUAAACAGCUUUCUAAUAUUCGAACUCGCAUUGAAGUUUGCCGGGUUCGGAAUGAGCUUCCGUCUACCAGAUGGCAGCAUAAAUACUAAGGCAGUUUCUCACUGACGGUCACCCCAGAAAUGUAAUGUAAUUCGUGGGACCGAUUUUCAAAAAUACUUUUAUUUUACUCUAUGGUUAAACAUUGCGUCUCUUUGAAAUUAAAUUCGUUAACAAUUUGUGUCUUCAUGUUUAAGAGCCUUACAAUUGAUAUUUUUCAAACCCCCUAGUGCCACACAAUAGUGCAUUGUAUUUUGCUUUUAUUAACGCUGCUUGUAAUGUAUGUAAUAUGGUCGACAUAUACUGAAAGUUUUUGUCGGCCUUAUAUGAAACAUUCAUAACGUAAAUAUGCGUAUAUAUAUGAUUUUCCGAAAACAGAAAGUAUACAACGCUUAAAGUACGUUACCUGACACACGAAAUGCGUCGAAAUUUGCGAAUAAUCGAUAACCACUCGCAAGCCGAAACCAAUGCGUAGACUCACUAUCUAUGUGAAUUUAUAAACAUUUCAGGGAAAUUGAAAACAUAAAAGAAUUGUUGACGAUAGUGUUACGUUGUCCAAAAAUAAUAAGCUUGAGAAAGGCGGAAAAACGUCAAACAUCGUUGCAAAACACUAAGUAAAUAUGACAGCACGAUCAGAGAACCUCGAAAACAUCUUUUUAGUGAAGUAAAUAUUUAGAUGUCCUUUACUGAUUAGUUCAAUUUCGCGCACGGCGGUUUGCCAACAACUUCCAUCCUGGGUAUAAAUUCCACAAUGGUUUCCCGGGGAUUCGUGGUAUUCUAUAUGAAGUUGAAUCAAUUUAGAUGUGGUUCAAUAAAGUAAAUUAGAUUUCGGCUGAUAUUAUCGAUAGGGUCUUCAUAGAAAUAACGCUAUUCACAGGGAACGCGCUAGGCCGACCGGUGAUUAAUACAUAUAAUUUAAUUUGUCGGAUGGAAUCGUAAACAUACCAUUUUUUCUAUAUUGUGCAGUUUAUCUUCCGAAAAAUUAAUGUGCACUUUUCCCUGUUUUUUAAAAUGUUGAGUUACAGAUUAAUUUAAGCCGUUUGUUCAGUUCCUCAUGAUUUUAUGAGUUUUUUACUACAUUGCCAUAACUCUAGACUCUACAUUAUGCGUCCAUUAAAAUCAUUCGAAUAAGAUACUUCUUGAAGAUAUUUUUCAAAUUUGUAAGUGCUUUGACGUUCCCUUUUGUUCAAAUAGCCAAUUCGGUCAUGUGUGAUAUCAGACCAAAACAGAAAACCCCGUCUUCGAAUACAAUGACCAUCCACGACAAAAAUCAACAGCGAAUAUGCAUUCACACAGCUACAAAACAUUUUAUUAUUAGUCACCUUUUUAAGGAAUGCUUAAAUACCGCGUUCCGUUGGCAGAUGUCGGUGUAUUUUAUAUUUUUAAAUGAUGAAGCCAAGUCAAAACUCGAUACAACCGUUUAUUGCACGUUACAAAAAAUACCGAUAAUCUUUGUCGCAAACGCAAUAAAAUUCCUUUCUCUCUAUAUUUUGGACAAUUUCACUAUAUUUGCUCGCUGUAGGGCUCCGUUCUAUGAUUGGGAAUGCCCGGCAUAGUGAACGAACGAAUACUGAUAUUUUUUGGAAAUUGUUAAUAUUUUGCUCACUUCUUCGCUCACUAACAUAUGUGCAGAAAUCAGAUGACAAGAAAAUUGGUGCUUCGUGUCAUGUCAUAUCAUUAUUUGAAUGACAAAACACCUUUGUCCUAUUAAAAGAAAGUGUGGACUAUGUUGUUAAGACAGCCCGUUCGGGCACGAAGUCGCACAGGUUUGUUAAUCUGAUCUUUAACAAUCGAUAAAACGUACAACUAUCUGAAAAUAAAUCGCGUGUCCGCAAACCGAUUUUCACAGUUAUCAUGAACCAAUAAAUUUAUUUACUAUUAAAAAGGAUUUUACUUGACGCAUUGCUGCUUGCUUCUAUUUACCUCUGUGGUAUGCUCUAGUCCACUUAGCCCGUAGCUAAGUUGUCAGAAUUCACUUAAAUUAAUUUGGUCUAUUGACAAAAUUUCCCUUUUUUCGUCAGGAGCAUUUGCAAGUGA
This is a messenger RNA of Spirometra erinaceieuropaei, 3775 nucleotides long. The record is from the annotation of a GenBank genome assembly. NCBI's taxonomy places the organism in Eukaryota, Metazoa, Platyhelminthes, Cestoda, Diphyllobothriidea, Diphyllobothriidae.